Molecule: messenger RNA, 1865 nt
Organism: Linum tenue
Lineage: Eukaryota; Viridiplantae; Streptophyta; Magnoliopsida; Malpighiales; Linaceae
Source: the annotation of a GenBank genome assembly
AUGGCGACAUUGUCAUUGAGACGAGCUUGCUUCCGCUACCAACCGAGAGUGUAUAAUUUCUGCUCCAAGGCUUCCUCAAUCGGCGACGGUGCGGCUGGGUGGACCAGAGAAGCACCGGCUGAGAGACGUCAUUCGAUCCCGAGUAGCAACAUUUGCCUUUCUCAUUUGUUCAGGGAUCCUACCGAUCACUUGGAUCGAUACGAAAUCGAGCUCGUGGACGAUGCUGCCUGGCAGGAUGACUCUGAUUUUGAUGAGAUUGAUAACAUGAGAAUCCGGGGGAAUCUGUUCUACAAGCUUGAUCGGCACUCCAAAGAGUACCAGGAGUACAGCUUUGAUUUCCACCGAAGGAAGAAGAAAGGCGAUGACGCUAGAGAGAGCGGAAAGAGGGAAUCUUUAGCGAAGAAUGAACAAACCAAGGAAAGCAAAAGGAACGAAGAUUCAUCGCCUGUGGAAGCGAAAAGAACAACAUUGAUUGCUAAGAACGGCAAGGCUUAUACUUUGAUGAAUGAUGUUUCUGGCAGUGUGGCGGAGGAGAUGAGGAAGAAGGUUAGGACUCUGACGUUCAAUCAGCUCACAGCGCCUUACCACGAGCCGUUCUGCCUGGACAUUCACAUAUCAAACGCAUCGGCUCGGGCAUCCGUCAUUCACCGAGGUACUAGUAAAGUGGUGGCUGUGGCACAUUCGAUAUCGAAAGACAUCAAAUUCGACAUGGGUUCCACCAGAAAUGAAGCCACUUGCCGUGCUGUUGGGCAGAUUCUGGCUCAGAGAGCACUGGAGGAUGACAUCCACAACGUGGUCUACACUCCCAGAAGAGGGGAGAGAUUGGAAGGGAAGCUUCAGAUUGUGCUUCAAUCCAUUAUAGACAGUGGUCUUUCUGUGAAAGUAAAACUCAAGCAAAGGAAACACAAGAAGAAGCUUAGCCUCCCACAAUGAUUCCACCUCUCAUAACAUCCGCACAUUGUGUAAAACCAGGUUACAACUUUCUUCCUUAUGUUUGCCAAUGAAGAAAUGUGUGCUCAAAGAAGUUCUGAUACAGGGGAUACACAGAAGCGAGUAAUCAAAACACAGCAAUCCAAUCCAGCGAGAUAGAAGAGAUUACACAUUCAACCAGACAACCACAAUGUUCAACAAAUUUCACUCUCAGUCAUUAGCCGUUGCGAGCUGCAGCGCCAGCAAAUCUUCUUCGGGAAUGGUUCUAAUGUGGCAAUCCGAAGUCGGGUAUGCAGCACAGAGCAACGCGUAGCCGCGCUCCACCACGUCGUCACUGAGCAUGCCGUCACUCUGAUCGACUGAGCCGCUGACUAUCUUCGCAGGGCAAGUCAUGCACACUCCGAGCUUGCAGUCAUGAGGCACGGAUAAACCGGAGUCCAGUGCCUUGGAUAGUAUGGUCUCGUCUGGCUCGACUUCAAGCUCCGUGGACUCGCCCUGAUGUUCAAUCACCACUUUGUAUGAUCGAACCGCGACGGAUUUGAAGGAUCUCUCAGUUCUGUAGUUGAAUCCAGAAGAAGGGAAUUUGCUGCUGAGGUUUGGUUUGGUGGGAGGGAGCAGAGGAGAUGGAGCGAAAUGGAGGGUGUGCGUAGCCAUGGCCGAGGUGGGGAAAAGAGGUUUUCUGGCUGGUGCAGAUUUGUGGCCUGCAUUUGAUAAGAGAUAAGGCUAUCUCUGGAACGAAGCCUGCAAUUGUGAGGGUGGAAUGGUUCAAAACCUAAAGUUGAGGACUGUCUGGGCAAAGUUGGGAAAGUUAUAGGAGUUGAGUCAGCCAGCCUUGAUGCACCGACGGAGUUUAUACAUAUAGUUUAGCGCAGCGGUGACAACAAAAUAAUAUAAUGAGUGUAUUUAAGACUCUUCAAACUUCUUAUAAAUACGGG